This is a messenger RNA of Botrytis byssoidea, 2581 nucleotides long. RefSeq lists its product as uncharacterized. The record is from RefSeq and is a predicted model, not a curated record. Lineage: Eukaryota; Fungi; Ascomycota; Leotiomycetes; Helotiales; Sclerotiniaceae. Bases 123 to 1376 code for a protein of 417 amino acids. The transcript is spliced from 2 exons.
AGGCCAGGUCACAAGUGCACAGUGAGCCCAUUACUUAUCUGUGAUAUAUUUACAUCAGCGACACCCUCUUUCACAGCGACUGCCAUCUAUCAACUCGUGCAUAACAAAAAGUGAGUUAAAAUAUGGCAAAGCUCGAUGAUCUACCACAAGAGUUGAAGGAACUUAUUCUCUGCGCCGCUCCUGACAUUGCCACCCUUGAAUGUCUCGCACAUUCAUCCCCACUUUUCCAUGGUGCCUAUGUAAACCGACGUGAGGAUAUAUUCUUGACUGUCCUGUCAACAGAAAUUCCGCCGGACAUCCUCCACGAAGCACGGUUUGUAGCGCGCGCCACAAGUAUAGAGCGUGGGUCGACAUGGUUCAAUGACGUGAAGCAGCUCCUUGCAGACUAUGACAAAGGCAUCGAUGAUUCGUUUCCUCUCAAUAUUACUCUGACCGAAACUAUCUAUAUAUCGAGAUUUCUGCCUGCUCUCCGCGAUGUAUCUAUGGCUUUUUUUCGAUCGACGCUAUCACAUCAUCCGCUUACUCGAGACAAAAUGAAUCCGCCUUUACCUACUCAGGCUGAGAUGUGUAGAGUUCAGCGUAGCAUUUUGAGAAUGGAAACAUUCAGUAUACUUUUCUCUGAAAGAGAAUGCCGUCCUUCUUAUCGUCCAAGCUGGUCGUCUCCCCUUGAAGCACUCAACAACCUCUUCUUCUCUAGAUUUGAGCUUUGGGAGGUAGAGGAAAUUAAGUGCAUGCGUGAUUUCUUCUACAGGCAAUACAAUACGAUAUUUAGAGAAAGUUCGACCGAACUUCGUAAGCUGUUUGUCUGGCAAGAAUACCACGACCUAGAUCCAAAUGAUAGUAUGGAGAAGGCUGCUGCAAGGACCAAAGAUAAGACUUACAGUCAAUACCGAGAGAUGACCGAAAAAUUGUUGAGUUUUGGCUUCGAAUUCCUCCACGAGGUGAUGAACGAAAACUCGGAAUAUAAUCAAGUCCUUCUGUUAGAAGAGGCUGCCGAGUAUGGGGGUUUUCGCUCCCCCGUCGACUUCCUCUCGGAUACCUUGGACGGAUUCUUUCACUCGCGUGACAUGCGAAUCAUGCAGGAUAUAGAGUUUCGAGAAACUGUACUAGAGUCACAACCUACAGGAAAUGAGAGACCAAAUCAGGCAUGGUUUUGGUCUAUUCAACAAUGGGAUCCCGCCUUAGAUGGAGAGACUUAUGUUUCCCGUCGCGAUAGAAGAGAUUGUUUAAGGUCGUGGGGUUAUGUAAUGUGGGACAGCUCAAGGUUGGAGUCACUAGGAUUCAUGAACUGCAAGAUUCAGGAUAUGCAGCCACACGGGCCAAAAGCUAUUCAGGGGCCAUUAUUGACGGAUCGUACGAAGACGAAUGAUGGCUGAUAUUUGAGCUGAAUACAUCAAGGCGAAGGUUCCUGUAUGCAAAGUCUCGAAUGAUUUGUUGGCUACGUGGAUGUUCAUUCAUUCAAGUGCCAAAGAAUGAGAAGAGUGCUAUAAAAUUUAAAGAUUUUCCAUUGAGAUAUCAACACUAUUUAAGUAUACUCAAGGGUAAUAGUUGAGAGUUUAUGCCAUUCGCUAUAAAGUCAAUCAACGAUAGAAUGGCGAGAUAAGAGCUUUCAUCAUGAUGUGAUAUUCAAAAGAGACGGGGAAUUUUCUUCCAAUGGAACCCCCCAUGGCCUGAUCGAUAAACUUCUUCAAACCAAGAUAGUAGUUGCCCUAAGCAACAAACUCUCCAACAAGUCCCCCGAAUGCCACCUCCUUGCUCAAGUUAUCCUGUUCAUCAAAAGAUCUGCCUCGACAUUUUUUAACCCCUUAGACAAUAAAAUUCUGCAUUUCUUCCCACAAGCGACCCAGAAGUUUGAUAUGAAAUGGUUCAAUACCGGAUGGCAGCCCAAAAUAGGAAGAUUGAAAUGUUACAGCAUGGCCGUUGCGACAAAAGUAGAGUAGAACGAGCCAAGGACAAUUCACGGUGUUAAAAUCAGCCCAUGAUAAAGUUGAAAGAUGAGACGAGGAGUAAAAGCGCUUUGCCUCAACUCAAAGGGAGAAAGAGGUGAAUGCUUGAUAUGGCUUGACAGAAAGAAAAAAAAGUAUCCGUAGACUGCCAAGGUUAUUGAUGGGCUUGCACAGUACGAUUUCCCAGCACGACACAUCGUUCCAAUAAACAGCUGAAGAUUUUGAUGAUUUUGAGUGAAGAUUACUGGACGUGAUCACAAACUUCCAGGUGCUAAUUGCAUAAUGUCUGCCCUGGAAAAUAGAUGCAAAUCAGGCCAGAGGCUUUCGUACCCUGAUAGGUCCAACCACAUUUGUUAAUCCGGCUCCAAGAUCUCCUUCAAGCACAACGCCUUUCUGCAAGAUUUCAACGUCGUUAUUCUCUCGCAUCGUGGACAGAAUAGAUCGAAUAUCCGGCAUGGCUUCGCGCCAGCUAGAAUAGCCCAAUGAUUGAAGCUCCGGAUGAGUAAGUGCUCGAGCGACUUCAGAAGGACAGAAAGUUUUGGGUGGUUGGCGUGAUGUUAAAAAGUGGUUUAUAUGAGACUCGAUCGUUGAAAUAGAAUCAUAAUGUGUAGCGUCAUCCAUCGAAAAAAUAAAAU